AUGGAACUACUUUUCCGUGAGACGUUUGGGACUAUUGAGCCUGAAGUAGACCUAGCCUCUCUCACUCAGAUGGCCCAGCAGCCUACAGAAUCAGCAGUCGCCUAUCUUCAGCGCUUUCAAAUCCAGAAAGCCAAGCUGAAUGUCAUCCUGCCCGAGAAGGAGUUAGUCAAGUUGGCAGUCAAAGGUUUGGAGCCCCGACAACGAAAGAAGCAGCAUGGCAGCAUGAUUCAGUUGAUGGGGGAUAGGGAUGGCAAUGGGGCGGCAACCCUGAGCUACCAGCCGGCCACUUAUGACCCUUAUUACCAUCACAACACUGAAGAAGUGGUCCAGGACGAUGAAGAGGUCGAGGAUAAUGACAUAGCGGCUUACGAGUUAACCGGGAAAAAGAAUCCGUCCUUGAAGCAGUUGAAGAUUUCCAAGGAGCCCGUCAAGCUUAAAUCGAUGGCCUUUACCAAGCCGGAGUUUGCGACAUAUACUUACGAUGCCAAUAAGGCUCACGAGAUCCUUGACGAGAUGAUCGCUGCGAAGAUGGUGAAGACCGAUUUCGGACCUUUUCCGCAACCAGACCAGUUGAAGGGGAAGAAAUAUUGCAAGUUCCAUAACCUGUGGAAUCACAACACCGCGGACUGUGUAAAGCUCAAAGACCAGAUUCAGGUAUGGCUUAAUAACGGUAGUUUGCAGGUAGAGGCUCCAGUCACAGCGGCGGCACUAGUUGAUGUAGAUCCCUUUCCAGACACUGGGAUCAACAUGGUCAAUGUAGAGUGGACCAAAUAG
Molecule: messenger RNA, 774 nt
Organism: Rosa chinensis
Lineage: Eukaryota; Viridiplantae; Streptophyta; Magnoliopsida; Rosales; Rosaceae
Exons: 2
Coding region: 1-774 (257 amino acids)
Source: RefSeq, a predicted model, not a curated record